AUGACUACCAAACCAACUGUGAAUUAUGGCCUGUACCUGGUCACAGACUCAACGCCAGAAAUUCUUGGUGACCGUAACCUUGAACAAGUUGUCGAAGAGUCUCUACGAGGUGGCGUUACGAUUUUGCAAUACAGAGACAAACACAGCGAACGAAACGUCGCUGUAGAUACAGCCAAGAAGCUACACUCCAUCGCUCGCCGCUACAAUGUUCCUCUCCUCAUCAAUGAUCGUGUUGACGUUGCUGUUGAAGUAGGCUGUGAGGGUGUACAUAUUGGACAAGAUGAUAUGGCAUACGAGGAAGCAAGAAAGCUACUGGGCCCAGGUAAAAUUAUUGGAGUGACCGCAAGCUCCGAGGAAGAAGCCCUCAAGGCUUGUGAAGCCGGCGCUGACUAUCUCGGUAUCGGGACCGUCUAUUCCACACAGACCAAAAAAGACACCAAAUCCAUCAUUGGCCCCUCUGGUGUCCGAGAUAUACUCUCGGCUCUACACAGCGCAGGUUACGGCUCUAUCCCUACUGUCUGCAUUGGUGGCAUCAACGCCAGCAACACUACCCCUGUUCUUACCUCGGCUAGUUCUCCCUCCAAGGCUCUCGAUGGUGUCGCUGUAGUGAGCGCCCUCAUCGCUGCCCCUGACCCGGCCGCUGCUGCUCGUGAUCUUCUCGGCAAAGUUGUCAUCGCCAAGAUUCCAGAAGUCAUCCGCGCAGUGGUCGACAAGACGCCUCUCUCGCAUAACAUGACAAACCUAGUCGUUCAGAACUUCGCUGCUAAUGUAGCUCUUUGCGUUGGGGCAAGCCCUAUCAUGGCCAACUACGCUGAAGAGGCUGCGGAUCUGGCUAAACUUGGCGGUGCCCUUGUAGUCAACAUGGGGACCGUCACUCCGGAUGGCCUUGAGAACUACCUCCAAGCCAUCAAGGCAUACAACGAGGCUGACCGACCCAUAGUUCUUGAUCCUGUUGGUGCCGGUGCCACGGUCGUUCGACGCAACGCCGUCAAAACUCUUCUUGAAGCUGGCCGUUUCACUAUCAUCAAGGGUAAUGAGGGCGAGAUCCAAACUAUCGCUGGUGUGACCAUCACUCAACGUGGAGUUGACUCUACAUCGUCUCUUGGUUUUGCCCAGAAAGCUUCCCUCGUGCGCUCCGUCGCCUUGCACCGACGAAACGUCGUCAUCCUCACGGGCGCUAUCGAUCUUAUAAGCGAUGGAGCCCGCACUCUGGCAAUCAGCAACGGGCAUCCUUAUCUUGGUGAAGUCACAGGUACUGGAUGCACUCUGGGCACCACAGUCAGCGCUAUGGUUGCUGCAUAUGGCACUGACCCUCUUCUUGCCGCCGUGGCAGGAACCGUCAUGUUUGGACUGGCUGCCGAACUUGCUGCCAAGAGACCUGAGGUUCGUGGACCGGGGACUUUCGUACCGGCCUUCCUCGAUGAGUUGUACGCCAUCAGGAAGUCAACUGCCAACGGUGACUUGGUGUGGCUGAACAUGGCGCAAGUCAAGGCAGUCGAUGUUAACGUUGAUGAUACUGCAACUAAUUAG
Fusarium poae is the source of this 1530-nucleotide messenger RNA. RefSeq lists its product as uncharacterized. The transcript has 5 exons. NCBI's taxonomy places the organism in Eukaryota, Fungi, Ascomycota, Sordariomycetes, Hypocreales, Nectriaceae. Gene Ontology annotation, molecular function: thiamine-phosphate diphosphorylase activity; hydroxyethylthiazole kinase activity; ATP binding. The record is from RefSeq and is a predicted model, not a curated record. Gene Ontology annotation, biological process: thiamine biosynthetic process. Gene Ontology annotation, cellular component: cytoplasm. The coding region runs from base 1 to 1530 and encodes 509 amino acids.